AUGGCAAAGAAAAUAUCGAAACAUAGUAGAGCUGCUAGAAGAGGAUUAAUAGAUACAGACACCAGUAAUGAAGCUAAAUCAUUAGAAUCAAUUCCUAGAGAGAAAAGUGAUGUCAAAAAAUCAAUUAUUAGAACAACCAUCAAGAAUGAAAAUUUAUUGAAUAAAAAACUUGAAUUAUCAAAAAUAAAAAAAUCAACUACUAAAAAGAAAACAUCAGCAUUAAAACAUAAACUUGAAAGAUCCGAUAAAAUCAGUGGGAUAUUAGCUACUAAAAUCGAUCAAAGUAUAGCAAGAGCAAAAUAUGUUCAAAAUGCUCGUAAGUCAGGAUGGGAUAAAACCAAUCAGAGUAUAACUUUGGAAAACCAUUUAGCUCAAGAGUUGAAAUCUGCUAGUGGUCUUGGUGAUGAAGAAGAAAAGAAGAAAGAAUUGACACAAGAAGAACUUGAUAAAAUUGAAGAAGAUGAAUAUGUAAAGAGUAUUUUUGCAAAGAAAGAAGAACAAAAGGAGGAGGAAGAAGAAGAAGAAGAAGAAGAAACUCCAAAUAAAUCAUUGGCAAAUAACAGAUUUGCUUUGUUAGAUGAUAUUGAGGAUUAG
This is a messenger RNA of Candida albicans SC5314, 594 nucleotides long. It is a transcript of the gene ECM1, whose product is annotated as Ecm1p. Gene Ontology annotation, cellular component: nucleolus; preribosome, large subunit precursor. The transcript has a single exon. Bases 1 to 594 code for a protein of 197 amino acids. Gene Ontology annotation, biological process: ribosomal large subunit export from nucleus. The record is from RefSeq and is a predicted model, not a curated record. NCBI's taxonomy places the organism in Eukaryota, Fungi, Ascomycota, Pichiomycetes, Serinales, Debaryomycetaceae.